Messenger RNA from Diabrotica balteata, 240 nucleotides. Lineage: Eukaryota; Metazoa; Arthropoda; Insecta; Coleoptera; Chrysomelidae. The record is from the annotation of a GenBank genome assembly.
AUGUGUAAAUUGGGAGCAUGGAACGAUAGAAGUAAUGAAGAAAAAGAAAAGGAAUUGUUAUCAGAAUUUAAAACGAUAAAAUUGGAUAUAUUGGCGAUACUAGAAUCAAAAAAUAAUGAGCAGGGAGUGGUCAAAUUGGAUAAUAGCCGUAUCCAGAUUUACAGUAGAGUAAAAAUGAAAAAACGAGCACCAGCCAGGCGUACAGUAAACAGAUAUAUGAAGAACAAACUAUAUAAAUGA